AUGGCUUCUGCUGGUCCUAAGAAAUGUACGAAAGAUGACUUGAACAAUGUGGACGACCAAAGUAUCCGGAUGAGUGCCUUUGAUGAGUUGGCGAAGAUGGAUGAAGAUGAGGCUGUGCUUCGUGCUAAUGGACACGCCGCUGCAAUGCCUCGCCAGUUCAGUUGGCUAUCUGCGUUAGGUCUUGGGUUCUCAAUUACCAACUCCUGGAUCGGAUACUUUAGCUGUUUUGGGCAAAAUUUGAUCUAUGGAGGAGCCCAGGCUACUAUAUUCAGUCUCAUUGUGGCCUUUUUCUGCCAGGGUAUUGUCACUCUUGGCGUGGGGGAGCUAGCCUCUGCGUAUCCAUCUAGUGGUGGGCAAUAUCACUUUUGCUACAUCUUGAGCCCCCCUCGAAUGAAGAAGUAUUCCGCCUAUAUUGUGGGAUGGAUCUCCAUGCUUGCCUGGUGGACAGUAACUUGCUCUGGCAUUUCACUCGCGGCUGUAGUCCUAAACGGGCUCAUCAGUUUCUGCAUACCGAGUUACGAAGCCAAUCAGUGGCAAACAUAUGUGGUUUAUGUGGCAGUGUCCUUUACAACAGUUAUCCCAGUGUUCAUUGCCGAUAAAGUCUCAUUCAUUGCGCAGCUAUCCCUCUUUCUUUCCCUUGGAGGCUACUUGGUAUUCUUUAUUACGUCUCUUGUCAUGCACCAGCACACUCAGCCAGGUUCGUAUUUGACAGAGUCUGGCUUGGGAAACAGUGGUUGGAAUCCGGGCGCCGCGUGGCUACUUGCCAUUAGUAACGCCAUGUAUGCCUACGGCGGCACAGAUGGAGUAAUCCAUAUCUGCGAAGAAAUGCCAAGGCCCGGCAAGAAAGUGCCUCAAGUAAUGAUGGCGACCAUGGUCAUUGGUCUUGUCACCUCAUUAUCUUUGUUCAUUAUCUUGAUGGUAUUCAUGGUAGAUCUCGACGCUGUUCGCACGUCAACUCUACCUAGUCUUGAGCUCAUGUACCAAGUAACCGGAAGUAGAAUGGCGACUGUCGCUCUCUUUGUGCUGAUCUUUGUGGUCUAUUUCAUCUCCCUUCCGAACCAGUGGGUGACUUGUGGCAGAAUCGCGUGGGCGUUCGCUCGAGAUAAUGGUACACCCUACCCAGAAUUCUUUUCCCAUGUUCAUACGAAGCUACAGUUCCCGGUCAACGCUACUAUCGCUGCAUUCAUCUUCACUUGCAUCUAUGGCCUCCUUUACCUAGCAUCGACUACUGCUUUCAACUCUAUAAUUACAUCGGCCGUUCUUUUCCUGAACAUCUCGUACGUUGUGCCCCAGGGAAUUCUUCUCUUUGGAGACCGAACUGUGCUCCCCAAGCGAUAUCUCAACUUCGGUUGGUUUGGUUAUUUCUGCAAUGUGUUCUCGCUAGUUUGGAUUAUAUUGCUCGGUGUCUUGAUUUGCAUGCCACCUGGUCUUCCGGUUCAUUUGCAGUCGAUGAACUACACGCCUGUUAUUGUUGUCGGAGUGGUCGUCUUCAUCAACCUCCUGUGGCUCUUCUCGGGUCGGAAGAGUUUCGAGGGACCCCAUAUUGACUGGGAAGCCCUGAAAGCCGGUGUUUAG
Molecule: messenger RNA, 1575 nt
Organism: Penicillium lagena
Lineage: Eukaryota; Fungi; Ascomycota; Eurotiomycetes; Eurotiales; Aspergillaceae
Exons: 9
Coding region: 1-1575 (524 amino acids)
Biological process (GO): transmembrane transport
Cellular component (GO): membrane
Molecular function (GO): transmembrane transporter activity
Source: RefSeq, a predicted model, not a curated record